CUUUAUGUAACACGUUUUCUCAUUGGCUCUUGUCAAGCGUACAAUGACAAUGUACCCGUCGGAGCCGCUUCACAAAAUUCCUUGCGUAUGAAUCUUGUGACAUAAAUACUUCGCACAACAAUAACAAUGGCUACGUCAGAUGACGAUUUUCACAUGUCAGAUCUGGAUGACCUGGAUCUUUUGGGACCGUUAAUGUCAAAUUUUGACUUGGAAGCAGAUAUACUGGAAGGUUUAGAGUCAACUGAUUUAAAUGUAUCCAAAGAAAAUAAUACGGAAGUGUCAGACUCUGAUAAACAACCUACGGCAGUGCCAGAGGAAUUUACAGCAGACGACGUAAACACAAGUGGUGUUUUUGGUGAUGAUACAACUGAUGGAGUUGCUUUGGAACUAGUGAAUGAACCAGAAAAAGACCAAGACUUAAUUGAAAUGAUGGAGGUUGUUGAAGGUAUAACAACAGAAGAAAACAAAGAAAAGCCAAGUGGGAGGUUCCCGAAACUAUCAUCUGAUGACAAAGAAAAUAUACUUGAUGAGGCGCUUAGUAAAUCAACCAAGAAAAACACAAAAUAUGGAGUGAAGAUAUUUAGGCGUAUGUGUUAAAAUAAAAAUAAAUUGAUGUAUAAAGAUUUGUAUAUAUUUCUUUUCCUCUUCAAAAAUAAGACAAAGAAAUGAAAUAUAGUCAUAAUCAAAAUCUAUCCAGCUAUCCACUUUCACUGCUUACUGUCUAUUUUGGUCAUGGAAUCCCGUCCAAAAGACUAAACUUUUUACAUUGCAAACGCUAAAUGGGUGCAAUUGCGGGUGUUUAUUGUACAAUUUUACAUUAUGUAUUCGUCUUAUAUGCAUAAGAUGAAAAUUUCUGUUCACUAAUAAUUUCAUGAAAUUUGCUGAAUUAAAAAUACCGUUAUACAUCCCAACAUCAUGUUUGCACAAGUAUCUUCCUAAUAGUAUUAGAUGCCUUGAAAUCCACAAUCAAUUCAACUACCAAUUAUAAAACUUCCUCACUUUCUAUAAUGGUUAUUAGCAUACAUGUAUAUUCACGUUUCAUAACACUUUAUCUUGAGCAACUGGUCCAUUCUAUUUAUAGAUUUUGUUGUGUCAAAAAAACGAUAUAAACAUUUUGAUGUUUUCUUCUGUCUCGUCUUCCAAUAUUGCCUUUUAUUUGUAUUUCCCACAUCCAAUUGAAUCAUGUGUUGUAAUUGUAUGUUAUAUGUACAUCAUUUGCAUGCUGCUUAGUUUUACGGAGUUUUCGAGACUUCCAUUUUUAUCUAGCA
Molecule: messenger RNA, 1268 nt
Organism: Mytilus californianus (California mussel)
Lineage: Eukaryota; Metazoa; Mollusca; Bivalvia; Mytilida; Mytilidae
Exons: 2
Coding region: 127-597 (156 amino acids)
Source: RefSeq, a predicted model, not a curated record